AGCAAGACUAAGAAAACAAAGUUGAGAUGUUUUCUGAAAUGCUGAUUUGCAGACUUGAAAUUAAUAACCUCUUCCAGUAAAAGAAGUGAUACAACACCAAAGUCUGACAGUGCCGAGGGAGAUGGAUAUGGCAGUGAAAGGUAGAAAAUACAUUCUCUUGCCCCUCUCCUCUGCCCUCCUGGAUCGCAGCGCUCCACUUCAAAGCGCUAGAAGUCCCCGAGAUCCCACCGGAGGCCAGCCUCUAAACGCACAGGUCACCAAGAAACACACAGCCUAGCUGCUGCUGGGGAUCGUGCCCUGCGUGCCUGCCCGAUUCACGCCAGCCAUCGCCGCCAUCCAUCGCCGAUAGCUGCAGGCAGGUCUACGCCACGCCACGCAGACCGAAGGAUGCUCUCGAGAUGCUGCUAACAGGCCAAUAUCAGCUAUACCUCUUCUGUUUCAUAUGGUGAAAUGGAUGACUGGGACAACAGCGAUGAAUUUGUUCAGCGACUGGAUUUUUCCAGUUGUGGUGAAGAGAGUGAAGACAGAAGUGUAAGUGAGGAGGACAUCCUGAGCUCGAGCCCCCCCAGGAGCUGCGAGUUCCAGCAGUGUCAGGGGAGCAGUCCUGUGCCAGCAACCCCUCAGAGAGAGUUCAGUGAGAUUUUCCUGAGCAGGACAAAAGCCUUGAUGAGUCCUACCAUCAAGCCUUCCCCGGCCAUGAGCAAGAGCCAGGGUAAUGCCGAGACACCACUGCACAUCACCUGGAAAAAGCUGCAGCUGUGUGACACCCCGCACACUCCCAAGAGCCUGUUAUCGAAGACAGCUUUUCCUUCAUCUGGGACAAAGGUCCCACCCAAAGGCUUCCGACAUCUGAGAUUUACUCCUGGUGAUGACUCAGAUGAUUCUGCCCAAGCUUCUCAUGUCAACAUUAAUCCCUUUACACCAGAGUCAUAUCGACAAAUGCUCUUUCUUCCUAACGGCAAGCGGAAGACCAGAGAAGAGCUGAGUGAUUCUGACCCAAGAAACUGGAUAAAACAGGAGAUACCUACAAAGAGAUAUCCUCUGAAAGAGAGCAAUAUGGUUUCCCGCUACAAGAAGGAGUUCCUGGAACUAGAAAAAAUUGGUGUGGGGGAAUUUGGCUCUGUCUACAAGUGCAUCAAACGCCUUGAUGGAUAUGUUUAUGCCAUCAAACGUUCCAAAAGGCCUCUGGCAGGAUCCUCGGAUGAGCAGCUGGCACUGCGCGAGGUUUAUGCUCAUGCUGUCCUUGGACACCACCCCCAUGUUGUGCGCUACUACUCGGCGUGGGCAGAGGAUGACCACAUGAUUAUCCAGAAUGAAUACUGCAAUGGUGGGAGUCUCCAAGACAUGCUGUUUGAAAAUGCAAAGCUUGGCCAGUAUUUCUCAGAAGCAGAGCUGAAAGAAAUAUUGUUACAAGUCUCCAUGGGGCUAAAAUACAUCCACAACUCUGGCCUUGUGCAUCUGGAUAUCAAACCUAGUAAUAUCUUCAUCUGUCACAAGCUGGCAGUUGUGUGCCCUGCUGGGCAGGAAGAGAGUGACAGUGAAGAUGAAUUAUCUUCUGGUGUGGUGUAUAAGAUUGGUGACCUUGGCCAUGUGACAUCAAUAACAAACCCCCAGGUGGAGGAAGGAGACAGACGUUUUUUGGCCAAUGAGAUUUUGCAAGAGCAAUACUACUGUUUGCCGAAAGCAGACAUCUUUGCCCUGGCACUCACAGUAGCUCUAGCAGCCGGUGCGGCACCGCUGCCUCACAACGGGGCCAUGUGGCACAACAUCCGCGAAGGCAAUUUCCCACCGAUCCCCCAGAAGCUUCCUCACUGCUUUCUUGAACUCCUCAAGCUCAUGAUCCAUCCUGACCCAGUGGAAAGACCUUCUGCCACAGCUCUUACAAAGCAUCCAGUUCUCCGUCCUUCAUGUGGAAAAGCUGUGCAGCUCCAGAAGCAGCUAAAAGUGGAGAAGUGCAAGACUGCCAUGCUGGAAAGGGAACUUAAAGCAGCCCGCCUUGCCCAGACCCUCAUGAAGAACCAGCCCUUAGGAAGUGCCAAGUUGCAAGAGUCUGAAACAUCUUCUAAGCAGAACAGCAAGCGCUUGGUGGGAGGGAAGAGCUGUCGCUCAUUUAGCUUUACUUUGGGUUACUGAACUUCUGUGUUGUCCAAAAAGCUCUGGCUGCUGAAUGGCCCUGUGAAAGCAGAGGGCGUGCACACGCCAAUGCCCCAUGUUAGCUCUCCCUGUCAUGGUUUUUGGUUCCCUCAUUAGUUAUGGUGAGAUGUUGGCUGAUGGAAGAAGGACUAUCUGACAAGUGUCAGAUCAUGGGAUUUAAGAUUAUUGUCCUCAGUCUUUUACCUGUUUAAUUUCUUGUGUAACUGGUCUUGGUCUAGACUCAGAAUAGCUUUUCCAUGCAAGGGAAAGGUUGGCAUUUCCUUGCUUCGCUCUUUGUCUAGUUGGGCCCUGUUAUUGAUGACGUUUUUGUGGUCUUAACGCUCUGGCCACCUGUGUAUCUUUAGAGGGGAGAUAGUGGUUGUACAUGGAGACAGCAUCUACAGCUGGCUCCUCCUGGAAGUGAGGAGGUGGAGACUAUGGUAGACAGUUUUAACUACACAUCAGGAGACAGACUGGUUAUGUAGCAGUCCUGGUGGACUUGGGAUGCAAUUGGAGUGGCAUUUCACUGGGGGGGGGGGGCAAAGAAUAAUAAAAGGAAACACUUUGAGUUAAGGGGGCCUUACUUGUGGAAGUAGAAGAAAAACUUCCCCUCCCUUAACUUCCAGCGACAAGCGUGGCAUCAUGUAACUGAUGUGGUUAAGCUCUUGCAGACUAGUCCCCGAUGCCUGACUUGUUCUGUGUCAAUGAUCGGCAGGGAGCCCUUGCUUAGAGCGGGGGGAAUAGCUGCGGUGUGCUGGCAGGUGGGUCUGUGGACCCGGUUCCCUUCCACUGCCUCGCACGUGGUGCAACCGCCUGCCCGCAGACUGCGGCCUGUCAGCAAUGGUGAGGGAAAUCGUACCGCCGGGCUUCUCAGGCCUUGUCAGCUCUCUGGAGUUGCCCAUGUAAAGUGUGUAUGUAUUUUUAAUAUUCGUUAAAUCUCACCCCCCCCUGCUUAAUGUAACUUUCGGAGUCCUUGCCGGCUGCGUGUCUCGCUGUGGUAGCUGGAGUGCUGUUAGGCGGGAGAGCGUGGAGUUGGUAACUCGGUUAUUUUCGGAUUUUACUGAAGCUUGUUCUCAGGUGUUGGACAGCGCUGGCUUUUUAAACUGUUAGAUCCUACCCUUUAAGAAGCGAAACGUGCAAUAAAGAUUUUAAUCUUUUUUUUACCGACGACGGCGUGACUUUUUUCCUUUUUCCCCUGGGCCUCCGGGAGAUCUCAGUCACCCGUGGGCGAAGGGGUGGCCGGGGGCGGC
This is a messenger RNA of Aquila chrysaetos chrysaetos, 3383 nucleotides long. RefSeq names its product WEE2 oocyte meiosis inhibiting kinase (gene WEE2). The record is from RefSeq and is a predicted model, not a curated record. Lineage: Eukaryota; Metazoa; Chordata; Aves; Accipitriformes; Accipitridae. Gene Ontology annotation, biological process: protein phosphorylation; regulation of meiosis I; mitotic cell cycle. Gene Ontology annotation, molecular function: single-stranded DNA binding; magnesium ion binding; non-membrane spanning protein tyrosine kinase activity. The transcript is spliced from 12 exons. Gene Ontology annotation, cellular component: nucleus. The coding region runs from base 451 to 2133 and encodes 560 amino acids.